AUGCUUACAAUCCAUGAAGUCACAGAUGUAGACGUUGUAGCCAUUUCUCCUGAUGGCACGAGACUUGCAUGCCCUUCCCCUCGUACCUCCAUCGACAUCUGGGACCUCCCUCAAGCUUCCUGCUCCCACUCCCUCCAAACCCGCGACCUUCAUGUCUCCAUCAUGUGCUGGAGGCCCGACGGGAAGGCGCUGGCGACGGGAUGGGAGGACGGGCUGAUAGAGGUGUGGGACGUGGAGUCGGAGAGAUGCAUCCGCUCGCUUGAGGAGCAUGCUGGGGAGGUGACGAGCAUGAGCUGGGGACCAGGAGGGAAGAUGCUGGCCUCGAGCUCAGCUGAUAGUCCUAUCAGGAUUUGGAGUUUGAAUGAUGAUGGAUGGCUGAGUGGAAAUGACAGAGGUAGUUUGACUGAAGUACAGGCAUUGAACUUUGCAAGUGAUGGCAAACUUCUUGCGGCUGCCACAGCGAAUCGCAUGAUUCAAAUUUGGAGCACAGAAACAGAUGUUUGUCUUCUGACUCAUCCGGGGCACCAUUCAGCCAUAAGAGGUGCUGUUUUAGCUCCUGAUGGCACGAGACUUGCAUGCCCUUCCCCUCGUACCUCCAUCGACAUCUGGGACCUCCCUCAAGCUUCCUGCUCCCACUCCCUCCAAACCCGCGACCUUCAAGUCUCCAUCAUGUGCUGGAGGCCCGACGGGAAGGCGCUGGCGACGGGAUGGGAGGACGGGCUGAUAGAGGUGUGGGACGUGGAGUCGGAGAGAUGCAUCCGCUCGCUUGAGGAGCAUGCUGGGGAGGUGACGAGCAUGAGCUGGGGACCAGGAGGGAAGAUGCUGGCCUCGAGCUCACCUCUAGGAGAUGUUCGAGUUUGGGAGGUUGACAGAGAAGUGUGCUUACAUGCUUUUCGAUCAAGACUGCAGGUUGUAUCUUGCAUGAAACUUGAUCCCUCCAAGAAGAUGCUAGCAGCUGGAUCGUCUGAUGGAGUCGUCAGCUUGUGGGAUGUGGAGUCGGGUGAUUGUACUCGGAGGUUACAUAACGAUGAAAAAGAAUGA
Guillardia theta CCMP2712 is the source of this 1041-nucleotide messenger RNA. RefSeq lists its product as hypothetical. The record is from RefSeq and is a predicted model, not a curated record. The transcript is spliced from 2 exons. Gene Ontology annotation, molecular function: protein binding. Lineage: Eukaryota; Cryptophyceae; Pyrenomonadales; Geminigeraceae. Bases 1 to 1041 code for a protein of 346 amino acids.